Molecule: messenger RNA, 2173 nt
Organism: Schizosaccharomyces cryophilus OY26
Lineage: Eukaryota; Fungi; Ascomycota; Schizosaccharomycetes; Schizosaccharomycetales; Schizosaccharomycetaceae
Product: ENTH/VHS domain-containing protein Ent3
Exons: 1
Coding region: 177-1598 (473 amino acids)
Biological process (GO): Golgi to endosome transport; endocytosis
Cellular component (GO): plasma membrane; endosome; clathrin vesicle coat
Molecular function (GO): phospholipid binding; clathrin binding
Source: RefSeq, a predicted model, not a curated record
GCAGAGUACAAUUCACAAGGAAAAGAUUUCAAAAGGAAGAUUUAGUCGUUGCAGCCAAAAACGACAAAAGAAGCUUCUAGAAAUUGAAAAGAAAAGAAAUAGAGAGUUGUGAAAAUUUGGACGAGGCUUUCACUGGGCAAUUUGUGAAUUCAUUGAAGGAGAAAACGAGCAUUCAGAUGGACGGACUUCAAUCAAGUAUAAAAAACAUUAAUCUGUAUGACGUUAAAGCAGCGGUUCGCAAAGCGCAAAAUGUGGUGAUGAAUUAUACUUCGACGGAAGCCAAAGUGCGUGAAGCCACCAACAACGAACCCUGGGGUGCAAGUACGUCUCUGAUGAUGGAAAUUGCACAAGGAACGCAUAACUAUUCUCAGUUAAAUGAGAUUAUGCCGAUGGUUUACCGCAGAUUCACUGAAAAAACAGCUGAAGAAUGGCGACAAAUAUACAAAGCGCUUCAACUGCUGGAAUUUUUAGUAAAGAAUGGCUCCGAGAGAGUCAUUGAUGAUGCUAGAGCACAUCAGGCAACAAUAAAGAUGUUGCGCAACUUUCAUUAUAUUGACCGUUAUCAAAGAGACCAAGGAUUAAACGUGAGAACGAGAGCGAAAGAGUUGGUAGAAUUACUCAACGACAAUGAUCGCAUUCGUCAAGAAAGAAGAAAGGCUCGACAGACGCGCGGUAAAUAUUUCGGUGUAGGUAGCGACGGUGAUGCAAGAGUGUCUUCUGGAUCCCGCCCGAGAUUCUCAGGCUUUGGAGGCUCUCCUCGUACCGCAAGUUAUAGAAACCGCGUCUAUGGGGAUGGCGGUGGCUUCACAGACUUUAGUAGUGGCGGUGGUUUCCGUGACUCGUCUUCGUAUAGCGAUACACAUGAUCAUUCCGAAUACGACGAGUAUAAUGAAAAUCACGAUAGUGCCGGCCCUCAUGCACUCGCACCUAGGGCAACUCCACGUGCUACGAGGAAUGCUGAGCUGAAUGCUACUUCAGUCUCUUCCCCACCUAAGCAAGAGCAACAGUCUGCCGUAGCUGAUCUUCUUGGACUCGAUGAGCCCGCCGCUACUGUGCCCCCUUCGUCUACCAUGCCUACUUCUUCUACUACUGCUGCUGUUGAGGAUGAUGAUGAUGGAUUUGGUGAGUUUCAAACGUCUUCCGCUCUUCCAACUGCCGCUACAGUUCCUGGAAACGAUGACGAUGAUGCUUUUGACGAUUUUCAGAGUGCACCCUCAGUUCCUUCUGCAUCUGUAGGAAUGGGAAAUAUGGCUUCGUUCAAUUCCCUUCCUUCUCUUUCUUCUUCUGUUGCUGGUCCCUCGUUUGGAAACGGUGCUUCUUCGAACGUUGGUACUCCCACUUUCGUCGGUCUCUCCUCCCAAAACCUUCCCUCCUCCAAUCAAGUUACCCAAACAGCUAAGGUUACUAAAGCUGGCAGCUCUGGUGGAGAUGCUUUUGGGAGCCUUUGGAGUUCUGCCGUAACCAAAGUAAAGCAUGAUGACCAUUCCAAACUGGGUACUAAUCCACCACAAUCCUCAAUGGCUCCUGCCGUCUCUACAUCGUCUAUUCCGGCUACUUCCAAUCUUCUCUCCAGUGACGACAAUAACCUUCUUCUGUGAGUCCCCAACUAAUUAUUGAUAAUUAUGAAGUUUGCACAUUAGCUUGAAAUUUGUUUCUUCUGUUCAUUCUGAAUUGGGCUUCAUGAUUGAGUAAAAAUGACUUUGCCGCGUUCACUAAAAGCUCAUGAAAACUAACCCGCUGAUUUUACUUUGUCUUUGCUUAUGUCAAUUAUUUCAUUUCUUUCUUUGAUAAUAUUGCGAAGCUUGCUAUACUUUUCUCUCCCUCCUUUAUCAAGUCGUUUUUGUUUUUUAUAAUUUGAUCUAAACUAACUGUUCACAUUCCUGUUUAUGAUUGCUACAAGCUGCCUUGUAUCCUAUUUAUGCACAAUAUUGGAGAAGACGUGGAUAGUCAGUCCUUUAUGCUGGAACUAUGUAUUUUAGUCUUCCACUCAUAAAAAGAAAGCUUUCGUUUGUUGGGUGAAAACGCGCCAAUCGUAAGGAAGCGUUGUACGUAAAGCAACUUAUAUAUAUUUUGCAGGAUCUACCUGGAUAUCUAGAUAUUAAAAUCCAUAUAAUUUAAUAAAUAAUGCUUACUGAACGGUAUAGUGAAAUAAUGAAAUUGUAUUAAUAAGCCA